GAUGGAGCUCCGGCCGGGUUUGGACCACAGCAACACAUCCCAGUGAGCCUGGACUGGGUGAACUGGAGGAAAGCGAGCACCGGGAGGGAGGGCCUGGACGGGUCGGAGCACGGCCGCCCCCUCCUCCUGGACCACGUCCCGCUGGGGCAGCUCGGCGCCCGGACUCUGUCGUGCCAGUCUCGGGCUGUCUUCUCCCGGGUGUCGUCGUGGCAGAGUCUAGCACGCCACAGCGCAGACGCGGAAGGAAUUCACAACUUUACCACCCCCCCCUAUUGGCUGGUCCCGCGGCGAAUUAGCAAGCUUCCUACCCAAUCCCAGAGCGUCUCACAUCGCCCCGCCUUCCUCCCCUCCCGGAAGUCUACUCCUACCCAAUCCGCUUCGGCGAGGGCUCUCCAAUAGCCAAUUGGGAGGGAGAAGGGGGCUGGCCGGAGCGGUGGAGCAACCAAUGGCGGCCUGCAAAGGGUGACGCUGCGGAUAUGGCGGCCGCGAUCGGCCGACCCGGUAAAGUGUAGGCUGUUGGGUAACUUCGGUCUGUGCUGGGCAAGAGAAGCAGCUGUUUUAUUGGUGUUCGUCCCUGUGAGGCCCUCGGGGAGAGCGAGCGUCGCGGCCAUGGCUUAUCACUCGGGCUACGGAGCCCACGGUUCCAAACACAGGGCCCGGGCAGCUCCAGAGCCUCCUCCCCUCUUCGAUGACACAAGUGGUGGCUAUUCCAGCCAGCCAGGUGGAUACCCAGCCCCAGGAGCUGAUGUGGCCUUCAAUGUCAACCACUUGCUUGGGGACCCAAUGGCCAACAUCGCUACAGCCUAUGGCAUCUCCAUUGCAUCCCAAGGGAAGGACAUGGUGCACAAGGAGCUACACCGUUUUGUGUCUGUGAACAAACUCAAGUAUUUUUUCACUGUGGACACAGCCUAUGUGGCCAAGAAGCUAGGACUCCUGGUUUUCCCCUAUACUCAUCAGAACUGGGAAGUACAGUAUAGUCGUGAUAUGCCUCUGCCCCCACGGAAAGACCUCAACGCCCCUGACCUCUACAUCCCCACCAUGGCCUUCAUCACCUACGUGCUACUGGCUGGGAUGGCACUUGGCAUUCAGAAAAGGUUCUCUCCAGAGGUGUUGGGCCUGUGUGCGAGCACGGCACUGGUGUGGGUGGUGAUGGAGGUGCUGGCCCUGCUCUUGGGCCUCUACCUGGCCACUGUACGCAGUGAACUGAGCACUUUCCACCUGCUGGCCUACAGUGGUUACAAAUAUGUGGGGAUGAUCCUCAGUGUGCUCACAGGACUGCUAUUCGGCAGUGAUGGCUACUAUGUGGCUCUGGCUUGGACAUCAUCUGCGCUCAUGUACUUCAUUGUGCGUUCUUUGCGGACUGCAGCCCUGGGCCCUGACACCAUCGGGGGCCCAGGCCCUAGAAAACAUCUUCAGCUCUAUCUGACUCUGGGAGCUGCUGCCUUCCAGCCCCUCAUCAUAUACUGGCUGACCUUCCACCUGGUUCGGUGACCCCUGGUCCCAGGUGGCACUGUUUUUUCCAUACAUUGAAGAUUUGAUUUCCUUGA
Molecule: messenger RNA, 1547 nt
Organism: Nannospalax galili (Upper Galilee mountains blind mole rat)
Lineage: Eukaryota; Metazoa; Chordata; Mammalia; Rodentia; Spalacidae
Gene: Yif1a
Product: Yip1 interacting factor homolog A, membrane trafficking protein
Exons: 8
Coding region: 610-1491 (293 amino acids)
Biological process (GO): endoplasmic reticulum to Golgi vesicle-mediated transport
Cellular component (GO): endoplasmic reticulum membrane; COPII-coated ER to Golgi transport vesicle; endoplasmic reticulum-Golgi intermediate compartment
Source: RefSeq, a predicted model, not a curated record